Molecule: messenger RNA, 600 nt
Organism: Teleopsis dalmanni
Lineage: Eukaryota; Metazoa; Arthropoda; Insecta; Diptera; Diopsidae
Exons: 1
Coding region: 14-436 (140 amino acids)
Source: RefSeq, a predicted model, not a curated record
UUCAGAAUUAAAAAUGGAUUAUCUUACUGUUUUAACUGCAGUGGUACAUGACCGCAGAAAUAUGCUUCGCAUUCAUCGAAGGCAUUUACGUGAUUCAACUGACCCAUUUCAUUUGCCAGAAGCGCGUUUUGUCGAGCUAUUUCGCUUUAAUAAGGAAGUGACUCUACGCCUUUUAGAAGAAAUAUGUCCAUUUAUGAGGAUUGGGGUUAAAAACACCUACAUACCGAAGCAUAUAAGGCUAACUGCUGCGCUGCAUUUUUAUGCAACAGGGUCGUUUUUGCGCGACAUAGGACAGGACUUUGUAUGCCCAAUGAGCAAGUCAACAUUAUGCUUGGUUAUAAAAGAAGUGACUUUUAUUAUUCAGGAUAAAUUAAUGCAGAAGUACAUAAGAUUUCCCACUUCUGCAGAUGAACAAAAUACUGUUAAACAAAGGUAACAAAUUUGUUUUAUUGAUGCAUUUUAAUAAUUGAUUGUGUCUCACAGAUUUUUCAAUGCGACAGGCUUUCCAGCGGUAAUAGGUGCUGUUGAUUGCACGCACAUUAAAAUAAAAAAACCGCAUAUAGGAGUGGAGCAUUGCUACAGAAAUAGAAAAGGUUAUCA